This is a messenger RNA of Polypterus senegalus (gray bichir), 5127 nucleotides long. RefSeq names its product PR domain containing 11 (gene prdm11). Gene Ontology annotation, molecular function: protein binding. The transcript is spliced from 8 exons. The record is from RefSeq and is a predicted model, not a curated record. Bases 142 to 3555 code for a protein of 1137 amino acids. NCBI's taxonomy places the organism in Eukaryota, Metazoa, Chordata, Cladistia, Polypteriformes, Polypteridae.
ACUCACUGAGGCGCGCGGGGAGGCCAGCAGCUGUGCAGCAGGGCUCGGGGACCACGUCUCCGUAGCGGAACGCUGCACAAAAGGGAAGCUAAAGGCCAAGAGCAGAGGCACCUGAACCCGUAGGUGAUACAAAAGCAAGCUAUGGAAGAGCCGACUGCUUCAAAAAGAGAACUGGAGACCAUUUACAGCAAAAGAAUCAAACAAGAGGAGAAGCAGCAAUUUGAGGAGCCUAGGAAGAAGCUGAAGGUGAAACCAAAACCACUGAACACCUACCAACAAGUUGACUUUUGGUUCUGUGAGCAAUGUGAGGAGUAUUUUGUAGAGGAGUGCCCAAAUCAUGGCCCUCCUGUGUUUAUCCCAGACACUACUGUACCAGCUGGUGUCCCUGAUCGUGCAUUCCUUACGGCACCCUCUGUAAUUGAGAUUAUCCGUGAGCCUGGAGUGGAAACUGACACAUGCUGCAUUAGCAAGGUCAUCAAAAAAGGUGUCUUGUUUGGCCCAUAUGAGGGAGAGGUUGUCUCGCAAGAUAAGUCCACAGGAUUUUUUUCUUGGAUGAUUGUGGAUAAACAUAACCAUUAUAAAUCCAUCAAUGGUACUGAUGAGACUAAAGCUAACUGGAUGAGAUAUGUUAUGAUCUCUCGAGAGGAGAAUGAGCAGAAUCUGAUGGCCUUCCAGCAUGGAGAACAGAUUUACUUUCAGGCAUGCCGGGACAUCCAGCCAGGAGAGCGUUUACGUGUGUGGUAUAGUGCGGAAUACAUGAGCCGUUUGCACAGUAUGUCUCAGGAGAGCAUUGACCGUAACCUGGCCACAGGGAGAUUGAUUGCUGGAAAGGUAGAAGACCUCCCUGAACAUCAGGAAGAGUCCAAGGGAGCUGUCUUGCCAGCCCUUAGAACAACAAGACUGUCCAGUAAGCGGGCCAGUGAAGAUGGAGAUACACAGCAGGCAAAGAAAAAGAAAAUUGACCUAAUUUUCAAAGAUGUUUUGGAAGCCUCUUUGGAAGCCUCAAGGCCUCAGAUAAGGGGCAGAGUGCCUCCUAGGAUUAACAGUGUCUUUGAUAAGCCCAGUAUCAGUUCAGCAAUAAGCAGAGCAGACCUAAACUCUGAAAAUUCCAAUAAGGUAUCUGGCUUUGCCGUGAAAGGUGACAUUAUCCAGGCUGAAAUUGGACUUGACUUGAGCUGUGUCAAGGUAGAGAAUCAGGAGGAUGAUCUUGGGACAUCUUGUGAAGAAUUUUUGGAGGAGAGUCCUUCCACAUCAUUUUGCCCUAAUUGUGUUAAACUGAAGAAGAAAAUUAGACAGCUGCAAGCUGAGCUGGAUAGACUACGGUCAGGACAGCAGCCCGAACCAUUGAACUUGCCCUCUCUUCCUGAGCCAUCGCAGCUUGACGACAUGCGAGCUUCAGAAGCAGUGACUCCAGUGCCAGGCAUCCUGGAUGAAGAUGAUCAGGAUGUUGACUCUGCUGAUGAGUCAAUUGCAACAGACCUGAUGGUUAUGGCAGAUGAAGCCACUAAGACAUCCAGUGGUCCAGGGAGAAGAAUCCGACGAUUUAAACAAGAAUGGCUGAAGAAGUUCUGGUUCCUCCGCUACUCUCCAACUCUCAAUGAGAUGUGGUGCCAUGUCUGCCGUCAGUACACUGUUCAGUCCUCCAGGACUUCUGCUUUUAUCAUUGGAUCGAAGCAAUUUAAAAUUCACACUAUCAAGCUGCACAGUCAGAGCAACCUCCACAAAAAAUGUCUGCAGCUGUACAAACUUCGUAUGCACCCAGAGAAGACUGAAGAGAUGUGCCGGAACAUGGCAUUGCUUUUUAACACAGCCUAUCACCUUGCCUUGGAAGGGAGGCCAUUUUCAGACUUCCGCUCUCUUGCUGAGCUUCUAAAGAAGUGUGAGCUCAAAGUGGUGGACCAGUAUAUGAACGAGGGAGACUGUCAGAUACUAAUCCAUCACAUUGCAAGAGCUCUUAAAGAAGACCUCACUGAGAGGAUCAAGCAGUCUCCUUUCCUCAGUGUGAUCAUGGACGGACAAACUGAAGAGCUUCUUUCAGACACUGUGGCUGUGUAUGUACAGUAUACCACCACUGAUGGACCUCCAGCUACUGAGUUUUUGUCUCUUCAGGAACUGAACUCUACAAAUGCUGAUGGAUACAUUCAUGCAGUUGAUAGGGCUUUUAGCAUUCUUGGUAUGAGACUGCAGAAUGAACUGGUUGUGGGCUUGGGCUUUGAUGGUUCCUCCAUCUCUGCUGGGGUAAGGGCUAAUCUAUAUGUUGCUGUCAGGAAGACCUUGCCCUGGAUUCUGUGUCUACCUGUCAUGGUUCAUCGGCCUCAUUUAGAAGUUCUGGAUGCCAUAAGUGGAAAAGAGCUCCCUUGCUUGGAGGAGCUAGAGAACAACUUGAAACAACUACUCAGCUUUUACCGCUACUCCCCUAGGAUGCUAGCAGAGCUGAGGGUGGCUGCCCCCACCCUUUGUGAGGAAACUGAGUUUUUAGGUGACAUCCGAGCAGUCAGAUGGAUAAUUGGAGAACCAAACGUCUUGAAUGCUUUAAUUAAGGAUUAUUUAGAGGUGGUAUCUCACCUUAAAGAAGUCAGUGGUCAGACACAGAGAGGAGAUGCAGCAGCUAUUGCACUUACUUUGCUGCAGUUUCUCCUGGACUACCAGUCUGUGAAGCUUAUCUACUUUCUCCUUGACAUUAUUGCAGUGCUCUCCCGCUUGGCUUUUAUCUUCCAAGGGGAGUACCUGUUAGUUUCUCAAGUGGAUACAAAAAUUGAAGAGGCUGUCCAUGAAAUUGGAAGACUGGCAGACUCCCCUGGUGAAUAUCUACAAGAGUUUGAAGAAAACUUCAGGGAGAGCUUCAAUGGAAUUGAGCUGAAAAACCUCAGAGUGGCUGAAGCAAAAUUUCAGUCUAUUAGAGAAAAGAUCUGCCAGAAGACUCAAGUAAUCCUGCUUCAGCGAUUUGACUCACAAAGUCGUUUGGUUGUGAAAGCUUGUCAAGUGUUGGAUCUUGGAAUGUGGCCACGCAGUGCUGAAGCUCUGGUGGGCUAUGGUGAGGAAGACAUCCAGCUCAUCUUUGAGCAUUUGGAAACUCUCCCUUGUGUGUCACGGGAGAUGACCCGAGACGGAAAAGAUGCUAGGGGAAGCUUAGUAGUGGAAUGGAGGGAUCUGAAAUCAGACUACUAUAGCAUGACUGGCUUCAAAGAGGUGAUUGGUCAUGUCUGUAAAUAUAAGCAGCGCUUUCCCCUGCUCAACAGAAUGGCACAGAUUAUUAAAGUUCUCCCCACCUCUACAGCAUGCUGCGAUAAAGGCCGCCUGGCUUUGCAGAAAAUCCGACGGAACCACCGAUCUCGACUCACCCUGGAACAAAUGAAUGACCUGCUUAUGCUUUCUGUCAAUGGUCCUCCAAUUGCAAACUUUGAUGGGAAAAGGCCACUGGACAGCUGGUUUGAGGAGAAGUCUGGGACCAGUUACUCUUUGUCUUCGGAACUGCUAAGUAGAAUGUCUUCAGGUGACUCGAAGCAAGCAGUGCAUGGGGUAGACCUCAGUGCUGAAUUUUAUCCUGACAUUUAGUGUGACAAUGCUGACAAAUCUAACAGGACAUCAUAAUACUGAUGAUAUAGUUUAAUUCAGACAUACAAGGAUCUUGUAGUAUCCUGUAAUCCAAUCAAGCACUUACUUAAUACUCAGACGGGGGAUGCCUUCCAUCCCCUCAGGAAUCUCCAGCUGUCUGGACAUGACAUAAAAUGCUGCAUGUCCCACUUCCCUGGUCAACAGGCUUCACAGGUGAUGUGAGUUUGAAUUGUCAUGAGGUUUUAGUUACCUCCGGUACCAGAAAUGAUAAACUCUCAAAUAUGUCAAACUGUCUUUCAGCAAACCAGUAUGCUGUGGCUAUCCUAUUGUUCUAGACUGUGUCAAAGAAUAGUGUGCAAAGUAAAGUGACUGAAGUGGCCCAGUGGUUUCUGGAAACCCCCCUUUCCCUACUUGUAAGAGGAGUAAUACAUAAAAACAUAUCCCUUGUUGACUCAGGGCCACCUUUAUGCUCUUUUCACCUAUUGAAGCAGGUAUUGUUUCCCUUUUCCUGAUGUCAGAUCUGAUUUUGGCCAUCUGGAAUAAUUGUGGCCUUCUACCUGCACGCUUUCAGCUUCUCCCCUGCAUUUUGUAUUGAGUCCUUUAGUUUGUGUGCAAUGGCUACAGUACCAAAAAUAGGUAGCAUGUGGCAUCUUAACAUGAUUAAACAGCUAUACAAAGUCAUUUUUUUAUUCCGUGGAAGUUAUACCCUGCAAAACAGAAGUCUAUGGUAUACCUGUUUGAUACACGCAUCUGCAUCCCUUCUUUAAGUGUGAGAGCUUGGCAUGCUGCAUUCGUUGUUGGUCUGCCACUCUGCCUGUCAAGCUGAACUAUAAGAUUUUAUCACCAUAGCUCCAUAUGUUCUAUGAUACUGAGAGUACUCAUGCCCAAGCCUUCAUUUCUUGGUUUUCUUGGUGCUGCUAUCAAUGUAGGCCAUUAUAGUGACUUCUUCUCUUUUUGUAUUCUAUACUUAUGUUGGGCAAGGUUACGAUAAAUGACAACAUCUGUGCGAUUAUGUCUGACUUUUUAAUUACGUUUUUCAGAUGAAACUGCCACGUGCUGUAGCCUGCACAAGUGGUGCACUUUUCUCACCAUUUGCUGCGUUCCUCUUCUUUUGUUUUUUUUUUUCAAAAAUGCUGUUGACGUUUUGACCCACAUGUUAUCAGAGAACCUGUAAGCAGGCUAAACAUCAGUUUUAAAUUUUGCACAAAUGUAAUUUAUAUUUUAUGUGAUAUUUUGCACUAAUUAAUAGCUGUUUUUGUUGUUCUCCAGCUAUGUUGUUUCCAGAAACAAUGUUUCUCAAACUAAGCCUUUGUGCACUAGACAAAAGUUCAUGACGCUGGUCAUCCAUAGGAGAAAAGAACAGAAAGGCAAAGGCUCAAUGCACUGCUGUCAGGCUUUUGUUCACAAUAAUGUUACCAACUGAGGCUUCUGAAGUGGAGAGGCGCAUACUGUUCUAUCAGCAGUGGGAUAUCUAAUAUUGCAGGCAGUGUUAAGGGGGGACAUACAGGGUGGCGCAGGAAAACGGGAAAUUUUCAAUUGACAUUCAAUGCAUAAAUAAACGCAUUACAAAAU